CGACCUCUGAAAUUUACUCGCAGCUCGUUGGUUUUGACUUCUCUGGAUCAGGUAUGCUUGUCAAUUUACCAGGUCAGCUGUUUUUAUUUUGCAAGCCGCCCACGCUCGCGUUAUUUACUAGGUUGCCCGCCUCUUACCUGUCCUUUUCCAUUGCCCGUUGUUAUUGGCUCUUUCCAAACCGAGUCCGGCUUCCACCGUGGACGACCUGUCGCGAGCCUGCCCGGCCGAGCGCGGUGCCUCAUUUAACCCGUCCGGGAUUCAGCAUGUUAUACGUGACGAUGACACAGCCGGCAGACUCUAUUCUACACAGCGGUUACUUUCACCCCACUCUCCGAUAUUGGCAGACCUGUGCUUCAGACCUCAGACCAGAUAACCUCAUAUAUCCUAUCUUCAUUACUGACAGUCCUGACGCAGUGGAACCAAUUGCAAGUCUACCUGGUCAAGCGAGAUAUGGUGUAAAUAAGAUAGAGGAUUUACUUCGUCCCCUUGUGGAUAAAGGCCUGAAGUGUGUGCUGAUUUUUGGAGUUCCAGCUAAAGUUGCGAAGGAUGAGAGGGGCUCUGGGGCAGACACAGAUGACACUCCUGCAGUGCUGGCUGUGAAGAAACUGAGGAGCACAUUCCCUGAUCUUGUGUUGGCCUGUGAUGUGUGCCUUUGCCCCUACACCUCUCAUGGCCACUGUGGAAUCCUGCAUGAAGAUGGCAGCUUGGAUAAUGCUGUCAGCUGUUUGAGGUUGGCUGAAGUAGCUCUGGCUUAUGCUCGAGCAGGAUGCCAUAUCAUCGCCCCUUCAGAUAUGAUGGAUGGACGAAUUGCAGCCAUUAAGCAAGCUCUAAUCGCCAAUAAUCUUGGAAACAAGGUGUCAGUGCUGAGCUACAGUGCUAAAUUUGCCUCAUGCUACUAUGGACCAUUCAGAGAUGCUGCACAAUCUAAACCUGCCUUUGGAGACAGACGAUGUUAUCAGCUGCCCCCUGGUGCCAAAGGACUAGCACUGCGGGCCUGUGACCGGGAUGUGAAAGAAGGUGCUGACAUGCUGAUGGUGAAACCUGGAUUACCAUACCUUGAUAUUGUGAGAGAGGUUAAAAAUAAGCACCCUACUCAUCCGCUGGCAGUGUAUAAUGUAUCAGGCGAGUUUGCCAUGUUGUGGCAUGGAGCUGAAGCUGGAGCUUUUGACCUACGCACUGCAGUUAUGGAGGCUAUGACUGCAUUCCGUCGAGCAGGAGCUGACAUCAUUAUCACUUACUACACUCCACAGUUACUCACAUGGUUAAGAGAGUAAUAUGUUGGUUCUCGUAUAUGAAUGAACUUGGAUAAAACCAAAUCUACUGUCUCACCCUGAGAUUGAAAGUUAGGACUUAAAGUAAAUCUGAUCUUACUACAACAACUUUUUCCAAAUUGUUUUAUUUGAUUUAUGUAUCUAGUUGAUUUGCACAUUCAAUCAGCUUGGGUUUUUAUACUUUUCUCUAAUUUUGGAAAGCUUUAGUAUCUUUUGUAGUGUACAGAUGUUAAAUUGGUCAUUUAUUUCCUAAAUAUGUUUGAUUACAUCACAGAUUUGUUGUCAUUUUAAUGUGCUUCUGUAACACUGGAAAUAGACCUCAGGUAUGUAAUUAUAGCGGUUUAGUUUUCAAAUCAAUGUACUAAUAAUCACAUUAACAUAGGAAGUCCUGUUGGCAUGUCCAUUUUAAGUUUUCAUGUAGUGCAUCUUCUAAAUGUUUAUAACUAAAAAUAUAUGAAUAAAGCAAGAGGUAAACACGGUAAA
This is a messenger RNA of Onychostoma macrolepis, 1754 nucleotides long. Its product is annotated as delta-aminolevulinic acid dehydratase-like. The coding region runs from base 54 to 1274 and encodes 406 amino acids. NCBI's taxonomy places the organism in Eukaryota, Metazoa, Chordata, Actinopteri, Cypriniformes, Cyprinidae. The record is from RefSeq and is a predicted model, not a curated record. Gene Ontology annotation, cellular component: cytosol. The transcript is spliced from 12 exons. Gene Ontology annotation, molecular function: porphobilinogen synthase activity; zinc ion binding. Gene Ontology annotation, biological process: heme biosynthetic process.